Messenger RNA from Eucalyptus grandis, 1466 nucleotides. RefSeq names its product UDP-glucose:glycoprotein glucosyltransferase-like. Gene Ontology annotation, cellular component: endoplasmic reticulum. Gene Ontology annotation, molecular function: UDP-glucose:glycoprotein glucosyltransferase activity. Lineage: Eukaryota; Viridiplantae; Streptophyta; Magnoliopsida; Myrtales; Myrtaceae. The record is from RefSeq and is a predicted model, not a curated record. The coding region runs from base 1 to 801 and encodes 266 amino acids. The transcript has 7 exons.
AUGGCGGUUAGUUCUCUUGUAACCUUCCCGAACAUCAAGCCAGAAGACAUGGAUGCCGAGGCACAAUCAAGCAGUUUGCGCCCGAUUAACAUUUUUUCUAUUGCUUCUGGACACCUGUAUGAACGUUUUUUGAAAAUCAUGAUCUUGAGUGUCCUCAAGAAUACACAGCGCCCUGUAAAAUUCUGGUUCAUAAAGAAUUAUCUCUCCCCACAAUUUAAGGAUGUGAUCCCACAUAUGGCUCAUGAGUAUGGUUUUGAUUAUGCAUUAAUCACCUACAAGUGGCCUACAUGGCUACAUAAGCAGAAGGAAAAGCAAAGGAUUAUAUGGGCAUAUAAAAUUUUGUUCCUAGAUGUUAUCUUUCCCGUUUCUCUAGAGAAGGUUAUAUUUGUUGAUGCAGAUCAGGUGGUGCGAGCAGACAUGGGAGAACUUUAUGACAUGGAUCUGAAAGGAAGACCGCUUGCAUAUACUCCUUUUGUGACAACAAGAAGGAGAUGGAUGGAUAUCGCUUUUGGAGACAAUGCACUGUACGUUGUUGAUUUGGAGAAAUUUCGAGAGACUGCGGCAGGAGAUAACCUGAGAGUGUUCUAUGAAUCUCUCAGCAAGGAUCCAAACAGUCUGUCCAAUCUUGAUCAGGACCUCCCGAAUUAUGCUCAGCACACCGUGCCUAUCUUCUCAUUACCCCAAGAAUGGUCGUGGUGUGAGUCGUGGUGUGGUACAGCCACUAAAUCCAAGGCAAAGACCAUUGAUCUUUGCAACAAUCCUAUGACGAAGGAACCAAGCUUCAGGGUGCGAAGAGAAUAGUUUCUGAAUGGCCUGAUCUUGACUUAGAGGCAAGAACGUUUACUGCGAAAAUUCUCAGAGAUGAAUCUGAGCUUCAAGAAGCAGUGGCUUCAGAUAAGUCGCAGGGUUCACAGGGUGAUGAGUCAUCGGUAGAGGAACUUGACCUUGAAUCCAAGUCAGAGCUGUAAGGCAUGGUUUCAUUCAGCCAUGACAUGAUUGAUCCCAAGUGUAAUCCUGAUCGAGGAUGGAAGGGUAACUAUCAGCAAAGAACGUUUUGGAAUUGCAUCAACUAAGGAAAACCAAGUGGUUAUGGUGUGCGUAUGCUGUCGAGAUUGGGGAUGGAGAUGCACACCAUCAAGAAAAUGAGGUCAUGGGGAGGCUGUGAGAAAGGCAAGGUAGCGCCGGUAGAGAUUUAAAAUUUUCUCGAGAAUUUUAGAGAGAAGCGAGCUAUUCAUUUUGCUUAGUUUUUGUUAAUCGACCAGGUAAUCUUAUUUUAACUGGGCUAUUUGCAAAUGCGUGAAAUGACACGCUUGAUUGUGGAAUUUCUUCCUCGAUGAUAAAACCACGGGUGAAAAGCCAACGUUCCGAUUUUGUUAGAAUGCCCUAGUACACACACUUGGUUAUGUAGUCAAACAGGGAAAAGCUGUAAAUUUUUUUGAUGGAUGAACUUUUUAUCGUGAUGCUUU